Talaromyces marneffei is the source of this 3765-nucleotide messenger RNA. RefSeq lists its product as uncharacterized. The record is from RefSeq and is a predicted model, not a curated record. Gene Ontology annotation, molecular function: chitin binding; hydrolase activity, hydrolyzing O-glycosyl compounds. The transcript has 3 exons. Gene Ontology annotation, biological process: carbohydrate metabolic process. Lineage: Eukaryota; Fungi; Ascomycota; Eurotiomycetes; Eurotiales; Trichocomaceae. Bases 1 to 3765 code for a protein of 1254 amino acids.
AUGCAGCCUCGAGUCUUUUGGCUCAUGGCACUGGUGUUUUGGGCCUUCGAUUUAGUAAAUGCUAGUCCUACCACCGCCAGGCACUCGCCCUCGUCAUCUCCUUCACCCGUGGCAAUAUCCUCUACGAAAUGGGAGUCGACGCCGCAGCUUCCUCGCAACUCUUCUAAGCCGCUACCAGCGCUCUUCAAGCCUUAUUCACCCGACACCCCAGUAUUUAUGAAUCAGGAGCUCAUUCAGAGGCUGUCAUCAAACGGCUCUCGCAAAGACUUGAGUAGGAGUUCAUCCACUGGUGCAUCCUUGUUUAAGAGGGACCUUCCCGUCGGCGAAUGUGCCCCUGGUACUCCCUGCACAAAUGGUGCCUGUUGUAGCAAUACUGGAGUUUGUUCUUAUGCACCAUCAAGCUGCGCACCAGAUGUGUGCAUAUCCAACUGCAAUGCCACUGCUCCUUGUGGUCAGUACGCGGCUCCGGGUGAAGGCAACUGUCCGCUGAAUGUCUGUUGUUCUCAAUAUGGCUUUUGUGGCACAACGCCAGAGUUCUGUGGGUCAGGCUGCCAGGCAGGCUAUGGUUCUUGUGGAGAAGUCAACACCCCGUCCUGUUCGGGCAAUACGGCUGGCAGUGGCCGGCGCGUUGGCUACUAUCAAAGCUGGGCAAACGAUCCUAGCUUGCGGCUGUGUGACCUCAGGACCCCAGAUGACCUCGAUUUAACGGGUCUGACGCAUAUCAACUUUGCGUUUGCAUUCUUCGACCCGCAGACGUUCUCUAUUUCUCCUAUGAGCUCAGAGGCAGCGGAUCUGUAUCGGAGUUUUACGGGGCUUAAAGCAAAGAAACAAAACUUACAGACAUGGAUUUCAGUGGGAGGCUGGUCCUUUAAUGACGAGGGCAAUAGUCCCAAUACACGAACAGCCUUCAGUGAUAUGGUCAGCAAUGCGGCAAAUCGGCGUGCAUUUAUUGGAUCUCUACAAAAUUUCAUGCAGACAUACGGCUUUAAUGGCGUUGACAUUGACUGGGAAUAUCCCGCUGCUUCCGAUCGGGGAGGUGUUUUAGUAGAUACAGCAAACUUUGCAGAGCUCGUAGCAGAGAUGCGGUCGACCUGGGGCACAUCAUACGGUAUUAGCGUGACAUUACCUUCUUCGUACUGGUACCUACAAGGUAUUGACGUUACUACUAUGCAACGCUACGUUGACUGGUUUAAUUUCAUGAGCUACGAUAUCCAUGGCGUAUGGGAUGCAACAGAUCGGUACACUGGUCCUUAUAUUCGUCCUCACACCAAUUUGACUGAGAUUCGGGAGGGUUUAGAUCUUUUAUGGAUGGCUGGUGUUAGUCCCAGCCUGGUAAACCUGGGUAUUGGCUGGUACGGUCGAUCAUUCACUUUAGCUGACUCCUCAUGUACUGAGCCUAAUGGGGUAUGCAAAUUCACUCAAGGUGGUAGCCCAGGCCAGUGUACGAAUUCAGCCGGCACUCUGUCUAUUUCAGAGAUUAAGAACAUAUACUCAUCUGGCAAGCCUACAGAAUACUACGACUCCGUGGCCGCGGUACGGUGGAUGACGUGGGAUAAUGACCAGUGGGUAAGCUUUGAUGAUGGUAUUACAACACAGCAAAAAGUCCAGGCUGCCAACGACCUGUGCCUUGGCGGUAUAUUAAUAUGGGCAAUGGAUAUGGACAAUAGCGACGGGGAUGCCAUGAACGAUUUGUUAGGCAUUGGUCAAGCCAACGGCGUGACCGAGGCGCAGGCGACUGAUUAUAAGGAACAGCUCGCAAAUGCCACGCUACAAUCGGCUGUUGCCGCCUCAUGUUAUUGGACCUUGUGUGGACAACCUUGCAAUAGCACUUAUUUUGACGUGACGGAAGCAAUCGGACAGGUUGCCAAUGUGCAACAAAACUCCGUCUGUCAAAACAGCGACUACCAGACGCUUUGCUGCGCCCCUGGUACAAUUAUGGGCACAUGUGCUUGGGAAGGCUGGCGUGGCGUGGGUAUGCCAUGCAGUCCAGUAUGUAGCGAUCCUGAUGCGACGAUUGUAGCGCAGAACAGCAACUCGUAUGGAACGAACGAGGAUGGCCAGACCACAGACUUAACCUGUACAGGCGGGUUCCAGGCCUACUGUUGUUCUGGGUUUGUCCCUUCAUCGAAGGCCAAUACGGGAAAUAUGUUUUUAUAUGGACAGGGAAUUUUCAACAAGCGUGAUGCAAUUGGUAAUGAUUUGAUCUCUAUCCAAGCUCGUGGCCUCGGUACAUCCACACUCACCGGGGCGCUCACCUUCCAAAUUUGCGCUGCGGCUUUAGCAGCCCUAAUUGCCGCUGCACCUUUUACAUUUGGUACUUCGCUUCUGGGAAUACCCGCUGAAAUCCUCCUAUGCGCUGCCACGGGUAUUGCUAUUGCGGCCUCUGGCUUUGCUAGCAAGCCAGGCGCACCACCCCAGAAACCACCGUUCGUAGGGCCGAAACCAUUUAAGCCAAGGAUUGGUGGCGGCCCCCAAAACCCGAAAACGCUCGGGCAGUGGCCCGUCUUGACAUUUCCUACAGGUGGCUCGGGAGUCACAGUGACGACGAGUAGUUGCGACUGCUCUGUCACGUAUACCUGUGUGUAUGGGAUGGGAUGGGACGAGAUUUGUGACAAUCAACGCUGGGCCAUAGACAAGCUUCUUAACGGACAGACUGUAUUUGCUCCAGAUGCUAAGCGGCCGAGACAACGUGAGUACACGUCGUGGAGAAACCAACGCAGAGAGUAUUUUCGUUCUUCGGUUCAGGGAGCUCGGUCAGACCAAGGCGCAGCAUGCGAACUCGACGAAUUUCCAAUGGGCGACUUAGCUGAAUCAACCAAACCUAACCCCCAGGCCUGUCGGCUGGUCAACGGUAUAGCUAAUGGGAAGCAGGGCAUAGACUACAAAUUUUGGAAAUCUGCCCAAUGGACCCCUUGCUCUUCCUACCGCGUAAAUGUGUGCGGCCUGCCCAAACCCCCUGCCACAUGGAAAUUUGGCCCUCUCGUUGGCAAUCGCGGCGCAACACGUGGUGCUCAUUUUGUAACGGCGUAUGGCUUCGACUCCCAGACGGCGAAUUCGCUGUGCUUUGCAUCGUACACCUAUACUGACAGCAACAACCAAAUUCAAAAUACAAUGGUGGCUGACCAUGGUUUCCGCGCCCUCAACAACGACCCAAUGUAUGGCUUUCCGUACUCUUGGCCACGACAGCGUUGGACCAUUAAUCCAGCACCCAAAAGCAAUUCUGCUUCACGACCAAGUGAUAUAGACAGUGCCUCCUUUCUUCGACGUGAUGUACCAAUCUCAGCGUUAGUCAAUACUUCAAAGACCGUUGAUGUCGACGAACAGACCUGCUAUGCCAAUCCCCACAACGAUCACCACUCAAUUUAUGGCUAUGCAGACAAUUCCGUUUUCGACAUUUACCAAUUUGAGGAUAUGGUUGGAAAUUCUAUUGAUGGCCAUUCUUGCGACAUUAUUUACGUAGAUGAAGACUACGACCUUGCAUCGCAGAUGUCGGUCAGACCGGACGGUAGUUUUGAGUACAUCUGGGGCGAUGAAGAUGAUACAACCAACGAACACAAGGCCCGUUGGGUGUUACGAGAGCGCCCAUUGACUAGUAGUGGUGUUAUUGGCCCAUUAAUUACUGCGGAACCACUUCUUCCACACGGAACUUUGGUGUCAGGAAUACCUGAGACUACUACCUCUGCAAGCUACGACGCAACAGAUAGUCGCAUCACUGCUCCGCCACGGUCUGUGCCUGAUGAUUACGUCCAUUGUUCCGAUUAUUGA